Candida dubliniensis CD36 is the source of this 2133-nucleotide messenger RNA. RefSeq lists its product as uncharacterized. The record is from RefSeq and is a predicted model, not a curated record. The transcript has a single exon. The coding region runs from base 1 to 2133 and encodes 710 amino acids. NCBI's taxonomy places the organism in Eukaryota, Fungi, Ascomycota, Pichiomycetes, Serinales, Debaryomycetaceae.
AUGUCAUUGAUCAAUCCCAUUAAAGUGAAACGUGUUAAUUUGGCCCAAUGUCAAAAUAAUCCAAUUGAAUGGUCUGAUAACUUACAAUUAUCUUUAAAUCUGUACACUGAUUUAACUGUAUUGGAUCCUAAAUUACCAGACUAUCAUCUGAUAGUCACUAAUAGAGAUGAUAAAACUGUAUUGGAAGCCAAAGAAUUUUUUUCAGAAACAAUUCUUUUACAUAGUGAAUCGAUUAAUAUGCUACCGUUGGGGAGAUUUAAUAGAGUCAUUAUUACUGAUUCCAAUGAAGGAUUGAAUCUUAUUGCUUCUGAACCAAACAUAGUUUUGCAACAAUGGACUCCUAAUUGUGAAACUUCUCGGGAUAAUUUACUUGGAGUUUUAUUCAAUUCAGGUGAAUUACUAAUAUUGGGUAGGAAAAAUGUCCAACUUCUGAGUUAUGUUGUUAGGAUUAAUGUUUUCAAUAUUUUGGCUGAAAAAUACAAUGUUCAAUGUGAUUCUGAAAAUAUGUUUGUUACUACACAAGAGUUUAGAAAGUUGAAAAUAAAAUAUUUUGCAUUUAGUAAAUACCAAGGAACUUUAGCUUUGACUAUUGUUGAUCAUAAUAAUUCAUUAUUAUUAUUCACCAUUGAUGAAAAGACAUUUGCAACAACAUUAUUAUUUGAGAAGCAUAUAGACGUUAAUGUGUUGAAAAUACUAUGGUCUAUUGGUUAUGAACAUCUUAUUGUCAUUGGAUUAGAUAAUUCAAUAACAUCAUAUUUAAUUAAAGACAAUUUUGAGAAGCUGGGGAUGAUACAUCCAGCAACACGAUUCAAAAAUCAUUACAACAAAUUUGUCAUAUCCGAUGACAAAUGUUAUCUAAUAAGUGCAUUCACUGGGAAAAUUGUUGUGUCAGAAAUAGGAGACACCAAUUAUGAAUUCAAGCUUGAUACAUAUGCAGCCUGUAAUUCAAUUGUGUCAGGAAUAACAAAUGGUGUUUUGACUUUGAUUUUAUCUUUUGAUACUGGUAAGUUCAAAACAAUAAAAUUUGACAUUGCUUCCAAAGACUUUAGUCAGGUGCCAUUGGACAAAUCUCUUGUUGCAUUUAUCAAUAAGUUACUUUAUUCAUAUCAAUUCCAAAGUGAUAAUGAGCCAUCUAAGGGGACAUCGGAACCAAUGAUGAAAUUAUUUGGUAUUAAUUCGUUACCCAAUGGAACUUUAGCUAUUUUCUAUAAAGUUAUAUCUGCAAAUGUUAUUGACUAUCGAUCUAUGGCAUUUCUGGAUAUAAACAUACGGUUUUUGAAAUUGAGUGAACCUAUUGGUAACGAAUACCAAAUCUACAAUAGAACUUCAAUUGCAAAAUUUAUAGAUAAUUGCAUUGAUGAUUUCCAUAAUUUCCCUACAAUUAGUAAUGAUCUAAGGUUAUUGAGAAAAGAUCGAGUUAAUAAAUUUAUUGAGAAUUUCAAAGAUUUCAAACAACAAUAUUUGGUUAAUAAUUAUAGUUUUGGUAGUUCUGAUUUACACCCAUUGUCAGAUUUCGAAACAACACUCAAGAAAAGUUUUGUUGAAAACUCUGAUGUGAUCCAAGCACAAUAUUGUUAUAUUUUAGCUACUUUCAUUGAAACUGGAUUGAAACCUGUCUCAUCCGAGAAACUCAUUGAAGUAGAUGUCAUACUAAAAGAAAUCCAAGAUUAUAAAAAAUCAAUUGAAAAUUCAAUUAUCAUAUAUUUAAGAAAAUUGAUUUUGGGAUUUUAUAAUGACAAAACUGUUACCGAUGAAUACGGUAAAUUUUCAUUAAUCACUAUGUUGAAACAACUUCGCAAAUUAAAUGACAUUACCGAAUUUAAUAUAUCUGAAUCAGCAGAGGUGACUAUUAAAACAAAGUACUAUUCAGAAACAUUUCAAGUGAGUGUUAAUGAUAUUGAUGAUGAUGAUGAUGAUUCUAGUAACCGUCAUAUCGUAUCUACCCUGGGUCAUGGGUGGACACAAUGUCAACUAACCAAUAUUCCCUUAUUACAAAUGAAUAACAAGACAGAUGAAAGAGCACAGUUUCGAUAUGUUAUUAGGAAUGACGAAUUUGGUGAAUUAGUUAACACAUUGUUGGAUACAAUAGAUUUUUGUUACAUUACGGGGAAUAAGAUUUAUCCAUUGAAAUGA